Molecule: messenger RNA, 2014 nt
Organism: Beta vulgaris subsp. vulgaris (sugar beet)
Lineage: Eukaryota; Viridiplantae; Streptophyta; Magnoliopsida; Caryophyllales; Amaranthaceae
Product: thioredoxin M3, chloroplastic
Exons: 3
Coding region: 1281-1811 (176 amino acids)
Cellular component (GO): cytoplasm
Molecular function (GO): oxidoreductase activity, acting on a sulfur group of donors, disulfide as acceptor
Source: RefSeq, a predicted model, not a curated record
CAUGUUUGAAUGAAGAUUUUGAAGUGAUUUCUUUCAGACCCAUUUAAAGAUUUCAUAUUAUUAGUUGUGUAUUAGAAUAUGGGUUGAUCGACUAAGCUGAAAUUGCUGAUUUAGUUGGUUGUAUGCAUUUGAUUAUGCAAUGUUUUCCCUAAACAUUUGAAUGAACCCUCAAAAUAGUGAAAUACUAGCAAAAUUUCUUACUUGUACUUGUAGAGUAUUAAAGAUUUUAGGUUAAUCAUUGCUGAUUUAGAACGAUCAAAACGACUGCUCAUUUGGAUUAUGAAGGGUCAAUUACAUUAAGAUAUAGUAUGACACAGUAUAAUUUUAUUCAUAAGUUAUGGUCCUGGAUCGUAGUUGUGACUUGUGAGAUGUUCUUACAAUUGUGAUUGUACAAGUUUGUGUAUGGCCCGUUAUGGGGGUACCUCUGAGGCUGAUGUCUAAGAGAAGUUCUAGUUUUCUUGAGAUUAAAGGUUUUACAUGAUGUCUAGUUGAACUGUUACGCUUUGUGUUACUCAGACUCGGCUACAAGUGUCUUCUCGGAUAUGGGGUUCUGGGACUUGGCCACUUUGUAGUAAAUCGUGUCGUGUCCAACAUGGGUGUGUGAGGAAUUGGACGAGUCGGAGUAUAUGCUUACAUUGGAAUAGAUCUAUGUAUGGGCCUUGUUGCUGAAACUGAGGGAGUAAAAGCCUAAGAGGUAUGGGAGGUCAUGCAGGUUGCAGGAAGAGCUGCAUAUUGUGUUUAUGAUCUUUAUGUCCUUUUGUUUCUUUUGGCAAAAAGGAGUUGGGUUUCUGUCUAGCUUUUCAAAGUACUAGGUACUUAUUUUGAAAAUAUAACAUCGUAUUUUUUUUUGGAUCCAUGAGCAUGUUUAAGGAAUUUUGUUGAAUCUGAAUGCAUCAAAGAAAGAUACAGGAUAUUUAAGGAAGAGUAAAGAAUGUGUCUAGGUUACUGAGGUAAUGAGAGAUGUCAUGAAUCAACUAUGGAACAAGCAUAACCAAGGAGGCCCAAAUGUUAUACUAGCGGAGGAGAGAGGAUUCCGCUUCAUAACUUUUCUUGAAAGGAUGAGGAGUUGGUUGAACUUUCUUGUGCAAAUAUAUGCACUUAACUCAAUCCAAGGCACAUGCUCCUAGAUUUGAUCGAGUACAGCUUCAAUGGAGACCUUAAAGUAAGGUAUAAACUUUGAAAGAAAAGGAAGUGACUGAUAUUGAGGGCUGGAAGAAGAUGCUAAUGAUUAGUUUCAGUGAUGCGAAUUUUGAAUCUAAGAGGUUGUAUAGGUUUCCGACAUGGCGCUGACAGCCUCUAUGUCCUUUCUGUCAUAUACAAAUUGUUGCGAGGGCCUCCAGCAAUACAGGGGCAGAGUUCCAAUUGGAUAUGGGAGUCAGGGAGCAUUAUCAUUGCCAGCCUUGUCUUUCCUCUCUCUACACCAGCGAAAUCACCCAGGUUGUCUCAGAACAACACGACGCUCUCCUGUCGUUUGUGCCCACCAGCCGAAGACUGCAACAGUAACACAGAAGUCAUGGGACAAACUGGUUCUGAAGAAUGAAUCUCCUGUUCUUGUUGAGUUCUAUGCAAGUUGGUGUGGGCCCUGUCAGAUGGUUCACCGAAUAGUCGAUGAAAUUGCCAUGGAUUACAAGGGGAAACUCGAGUGCUUCAUGCUCAACACGGACAAUGAUGAAGUGAUGGCCGAGGAAUAUGAGAUCAGGGCUGUUCCUGUGGUUCUUCUGUUCAAGAACGGAAAGAAACACGGUUCCGUUGUUGGUACCAUGCCAAAGGAAUUCUAUGUGGCUGCCAUUGACAAGAUGUUGGCUUCUUAACUACCUUAGAAUAUGUAAACAUCUUUCUGGUGAAAUUGAUGUAUUCGUUGUAAUGUUGUAGUAUACUUGUCCAUGGGACACUUGGUCAAUUUGUCCAUGCCCAAUUCCUUCAUAUUGUGAAUAUAUACCUCUAGUCUCAGCAUAUUGGUGCUUUGUUCCUUGGCUACAUGAAACUAUAAGUAAUUGAAAGUUGAAACUUGAAA